GCGAAGUUGGGGGCGCGGGUUUGGAAAUUAGAAUAUAAGGCUGAAAGCAGCUGCUGCUGACAGCCUUGUUUCCAGUUUUCUUUUUUUUUUUUUCUUUUUGGGGUCUAUUUAAGUAUUAAUUCUGUCACUAAGGCUUUUUCCUUAGUUGUCUUUGCAAAGCGAGUGGCAUGGCCUCGCAGUGACUUCCCCGAGUGACCCUGGAGGAUCAAGGCCGGGUGUGGUGGAGGCGAGGAAACGGCUUUUAAUUUAGCUGAAACUCGGGAAACCAAGGACUGUCCUCCUCAUUUUGGAAUUUAACUCGGCAGGAUCGUCGCGAUUUCCUUGAGCACCUAAAGGUCCCGGGACUUUGUGGGUUGCUAUUCAUUGUGAAGAUACUGCACACUGUAACUGGGACGGGAAAAAAAAAAAAAAGUUUCUUUUGGAAAACUGAACACGGAAAAAAAAAUGCCGAUUUUCCCUAAAAUAUCUUUGAGGCCUGAGGUUGAAAACUAUCUUAAGGAGAACUUUAUGAAUGAGGAGGUUUUAGCUGUUUCAAGUAAACAAGAUGCACAAGAAAAACUUGAAGCUCUGUUAAAUCACCUGUCACAUCCUCCAUCAUUCACAUCUGUCAGAGUAAAUACACAUUUAGCCUCAGUACAACAUGUAAAAAGUCUUUUAGUAGAUGAACUUAAGAAGCAGCUUAAUGGAUUAAUUGUUCCUGUUCUUCAACAUCCAGACCUUCAGGAUGUCUUACUUAUUCCUGUUAUUGGACCUAGAAAGAAUAUAAAAAGACAGCAGUGUGAAGCCAUCGUUGGAGCCCAAUGUGGUAGUGCAGUAUUAAGAGGAGCUCAUGUCUAUAUUCCAGGAAUCAUGUCAGCAUCAAAAUUUAUGAAAGCUGGAGAUGUUAUUUCUGUGUACUCCGAUAUUAAAGGGAAAUGUAAGAAAGGAGCCAAAGAAUUUGAUGGAACAAAAGUAUUUCUUGGAAAUGGGAUUUCUGAACUAAGCCGCAAAGAAAUCUUCAGUGGGCUACCUGAAAUGAAAGGUAUAGGCAUAAGAAUGACAGAACCAAUAUAUCUCAGCCCUUCAUUUGACAAUGUACUGCCCAGUUACUUAUUUUUACAGAAUUUGCCAUCUGUUGUAGUAACUCAUGUUUUAAAUCCUCAGCCUGGAGAAAAGAUUCUAGAUUUGUGUGCAGCUCCUGGAGGCAAAACAACACAUAUAGCAACACUAAUGCAUGAUCAGGGAGAAGUAAUAGCACUGGAUAAAAUAUCCAACAAAAUAGAAAAAAUCAAGCAGAAUGCUUCAUUAUUUGGAUUGAACUCCAUCAAGGCAUAUUGCUUUGAUGGAACAAAGGCACUUAAACUUGAUAUGAUUGAGAACACAGAAGGAGCACCUCCAUUCUUACCAGAAUCUUUUGACCGAAUUCUCCUUGAUGCACCCUGUAGUGGAAUGGGACAGAGACCAAACAUGGCUUGUACUUGGACUUUGAAGGAAGUAACAUCGUAUCAACCGCUACAGCGAAAACUCUUUUCUGUGGCAGUUCAGUUGUUGAAGCCAGGGGGUGUGCUAGUUUAUAGCACAUGCACUAUAACAUUGGCAGAAAAUGAAGAACAAGUUGCCUGGGCCCUCACAACGUUUCCUUGCCUUCAGCUUCAACCCCAGGUGGACACUAUAUCUUUAUUUUAUUUGUAUGUGGUGCUGAGGAUCGAACCCAGCGCCCCGCACAUGCCAGGAACCACAAAUUGGAGGAGAAGGAAUGGUGGGAGCUGGCCUAUCAUUUGAACAAUUGAAACAGCUGCAGCGAUUUGAUCCAUCCGUUGUGCCAUUACAGGACACUGACAUUGAUUCUCUCAGAGAUGCCAGCAUAGAAGACAUGAUUUGGCUGGCAAAUAAGGAUUGUAUAGGAUUUUUUAUUGCAAAAUUUCAAAAAUGCAAAAGCACAUUGGAAAAGGAUCCUCAGAAAUAAAAAUUCCAAACAUU
Messenger RNA from Marmota monax (woodchuck), 1959 nucleotides. RefSeq names its product NOP2/Sun RNA methyltransferase 6 (gene Nsun6). The record is from RefSeq and is a predicted model, not a curated record. Gene Ontology annotation, biological process: RNA methylation. Gene Ontology annotation, molecular function: methyltransferase activity; RNA binding. The coding region runs from base 445 to 1761 and encodes 438 amino acids. Lineage: Eukaryota; Metazoa; Chordata; Mammalia; Rodentia; Sciuridae. The transcript has 12 exons.